UCCAUCGGAUCCACGAUGACAGCACCGGCGGUAGGGAUUGACCUGGGGACCACCUAUUCGUGCGUUGGCGUGUUUCUCAGUGGAAAGGUCGAGAUCAUUGCCAACGACCAAGGAAAUCGGACUACGCCGAGCUACGUGGCGUUCAACGACGCGGAGAGGUUAAUCGGCGAUGCGGCCAAGAACCAAGUAGCUAUGAAUCCCACGAACACGAUCUUUGACGCGAAGAGGCUGAUUGGCAGACGUUAUGACGAUCCAUCAGUGCAAGCUGACAUGAAACAGUGGCCGUUCGCCGUGGUUAACGACGGAGGAAAACCGAAAAUCCGAGUCCGAUACAAGAACGAGGCGAAGUCCUUCUUUCCCGAGGAGAUCUCGUCGAUGGUCCUGACGAAGAUGAAGGAAACGGCGGAAGCUUAUUUGGGGAAGUCCGUCACGAACGCGGUGAUUACGGUACCGGCGUACUUCAACGAUUCCCAGCGGCAGGCGACCAAGGACGCCGGUACUAUCUCCGGCUUGAAUGUCCUGAGGAUCAUUAACGAGCCGACUGCCGCAGCUAUUGCUUACGGCCUCGACAAAAAGGGACGCGGUGAAAGGAACGUUCUGAUCUUCGAUCUCGGCGGCGGCACUUUCGACGUAUCGAUACUCACUAUCAACGACGGCAUAUUCGAAGUAAAAGCGACAGCCGGUGACACUCAUCUUGGUGGCGAAGACUUCGACAGUCGCAUGGUGAUACACUUCGCGCAAGAGUUCUCGAGGAAGUUCAAGAAGGACCUGACGACGAACAAACGGGCGAUCCGUCGAUUGAGAACAGCGUGCGAGCGUGCCAAGAGAACCCUGUCUUCGUCGACUCAGGCCAACAUCGAAAUCGAUUCCCUGCUCGAUGGCAUCGACUUUUACACGUCUAUCACGCGCGCCCGUUUCGAGGAGCUCAACCAAGAUCUCUUCAACAGUACGUUACAGCCGGUCGAGGAAGCCUUGCGCGACGCCAAGAUGGACAAAUCACAGAUUCACGACAUCGUCCUCGUCGGUGGCUCUACUAGAAUCCCACGAAUCCAGAGGCUUCUUCAGGAUCUUUUCAGCGGAAAGGACCUUAACAAAUCGAUAAACGCGGACGAGGCCGUGGCGUACGGGGCGGCCGUGCAGGCGGCCAUAUUGCAGGGCGACAAGUCCGAGACCGUACAGGAUCUACUGUUGCUGGACGUGACUCCGCUGUCCCUCGGGAUAGAGACCGCCGGCGGCGUGAUGACCGCCCUCAUCAAACGCAACACCACGAUCCCGACCAAGCAGACGCAAACUUUCACUACCUAUUCGGACAAUCAGCCGAGCGUUCUGAUCCAGGUUUACGAGGGGGAAAGAGCGAUGACCAAGGACAACAACCUCCUGGGAAAAUUCGAGCUUACUGGGAUUCCACCGGCUCAUCGAGGCAUACCGCAGAUCGAAGUGACCUUCGACGUCGACGCGAAUGGUAUCUUGAACGUGUCCGCCGUGGAGAAGUCGACGCACAAGGAGAACAAGAUAACGAUAACCAACGACAAGGGACGGCUCACUAAGGAGGACAUAGAACGAAUGGUGAACGAAGCGGAAAGAUACCAUGCGGAGGACGAGUCGCAGAAGGAGAGGAUCACAGCGAAGAACAACCUCGAGUCGUAUUGCUUCAACAUGAAGAAUACCAUCGAGGACGGGAAAGUGAAGGAAAAGAUCGCGGAAGGAGACCGGAAACGCAUAGCCGACAAGUGCAACGAAGUUAUCAAGUGGCUCGAUACCAAUAACUCUCCCACUAAGGAGCAGUUUGAGCAUAAGCUGAGAGACGCUGAAAAAAUUUGCAAACCCAUCAUUACGAAAUUUUAUAGCGCCGCGGGACAAACGGACAGUUCUUCGAACGGUCCAACGAUAGAGGAAGUGGACUGAAUGUAUAUCCUCGGUCGAUAAUGCCACGUACCGUCGGUGCUUCGAUAUAAAAUUUUCGCGCGAAUUCAAAAUUUAUAAUCGCAACUCUGUAUCGAAUAAACAAUUUCACUUGCGGAUUCAUUAACUUAACACUUACAACUGGAACAGUUUGCAUGGUCGUGUUAUAAAAUAAACGGCUCACGUCAAUUUCCAACGUAUUAUUUAUUGCAAGCGAGUUUGAGAAAGAUAGUUAUCGUAAUGAUUUCGUAAUAUAUUCGAAAUAUGCGAUAAUAUUGUCAGACUAACACAACGACCUAGCGUCGCCGAUUACGUGUAUGUGACGCGCGUAUCAGUGUGUAUGCAGCGUGUAAACUGUAUCAUCAAACGAUUUUUUCUCGCAUCACGUUAAAAACUAAUGUUGUUUAUGCUUGUAAAGAAUAUUUACACAAAAGAUGAAAAGGGGGGACACUAUUAAAUAUUCAAUGAACUUAGCGUACAAGUAAGUAUAUCCUACGCAGUAAUGGAACGUUUUUUCUCGUAAAAAAUAGAUUAUGCAAAGCACCAUGGUUUCUUCUUCGUCGUCUUCAUCGUCAACGUCUUCCUUUUUUCUUCUUUUAUUCUUUUUCAUUUCCUUUUUUUCCUUCUUCUUCGUCUUCUUCCUCUUUUUUUCUUUUUUAAUCUUUGAAUCAACUCGAUUUCUUAUAUACAAUUUACCGUGUCGUAGUCGCGAGCCACCACGAUGAAUCGCGACGCUGUAACGCACAAAAUGUGGCUAGUUUUCGGUCGGUCGGAUAGAUUACAAAUAUCACCGCCGUGUCAGCGCGAUAUCUUGCGAGCAAUCGAGAAACAAACGAGGAACAGAAACUGACUAUAAUGUUGUCGCAAAAUUUUAUGCCCUGUGCUCAGUCUUUCACGUGCGCUUACAAUUUCGCUUUUUGCUCGUCCUUCUCGUUCCGCGCGAAACGAUUCGAUCGACUGCUGAUCACUUUCUAAUUUACGAUCUUUUUCCAAUUUGUUCGACGACGUUACAUUAAUCCGCGCUAGGUUCUUUUUUCCAUCGAGCGGAGUUCCGCGAUACUCGAUCGUUAGAAAUUGAGGCAACAGUUACAACAGUCGUUGGUAGAUUUAAUGAUCCGAAAGUAUUACAGACGAUUUUUAUUCGACCUUAAUCUCGAUUUUCACUGUACUAUUGUCAGAUAUUUCAGCAUAUGCUCAUUUACUUCAACUUCGGACGUGAUCAAUCACACGGCGAAUCUUUCGUUGGAACGAGCAACAGGAGACAGAUUCCAUCUCGAGAUCUUUGAGUCUAACAGUAAAUAUCUCAUUACCGAGCUCAAAAAACCGGAGGAUCCUUUACGUCGGAUUCUCCGCCGCGUCUUCUUCGUUCUCGGAUUCGUCGAAACGAAGAAGGCUAGGAGCGUACGCAAGAACGGAGUAGGUUAAAAGGAAGGAUAAGAAAAAAAAAGGGGUUGGCAAGGCGGGAGGAGGGGCGACGAAUAGCUUCUGGAGAACGACCGAGGCAUAAAAUUUUUCGCAAGACCACCAUGGAGGCUCGAAAUCAUUCACACUUUUGACACGUUCGCUUUCGAGAGUCCUUGGUACGGUCGUACGGAAGUAAGUAAAAUCACAAGCGUCAUAGAGGCUCCCGAGAGUCUCUGGGGUUAGAACAAAAACAUAAAAAAUAGUAAUCGUUGUAUACGUGAGCAUGUAUAUAGUAUGUAGAAUGAUCGUGAAUGCAUACUUUGCGCACGUUCGCGCACCUGUGUCAUUGCGUAAACUUUCCUCUGUGUUGAUCUGUAUAUGUGAAUGUAUGUGUGUGUGUGUGUGUGUGUUUGCGUUUCCUACAAUGUAACAUCACUUAAACGCUAGGUUGUUUCAUCUUUUAUAAUUAUAUACACGUUACAACGUCGCUUGGUUUGCCUGUAUUGUUCGGAUAUAGUUAUAUGUGUCUGACGAGCACGUGAUUCCUUACCCUUUAUAUCACAUAUCGUAUAUAAGAAGGCACCAGAAGUAAUUCUAGGUCGAGAAUGUUUCCGUGGCUUGGUCGCCGCUGACGUUAUAUAUAACCAGACAAUGGAAAGGUCCGGAAACUGUACACUGUGUUUGCUUUCAGUGGCGUUCAUCCAAGCUUUACCAUGAACGGAACAUGUCUAGACGUGUUAUAGAGCGACCCGCUCUUCGAGCUUCUCUUUCCUUUGACAUACUCUGUAACUCUAUCACCGAGAAAUAACGUAUAAUUGCAAUAUAUUAAAAUUUCCCAAUAUAUCCGUGUACACAAA
This is a messenger RNA of Frieseomelitta varia, 4163 nucleotides long. RefSeq names its product heat shock 70 kDa protein cognate 4-like. Gene Ontology annotation, cellular component: plasma membrane; nucleus; cytosol. Gene Ontology annotation, molecular function: ATP binding; ATP hydrolysis activity; ATP-dependent protein folding chaperone. Gene Ontology annotation, biological process: protein refolding; vesicle-mediated transport; cellular response to unfolded protein. The coding region runs from base 16 to 1905 and encodes 629 amino acids. The record is from RefSeq and is a predicted model, not a curated record. Lineage: Eukaryota; Metazoa; Arthropoda; Insecta; Hymenoptera; Apidae. The transcript is spliced from 7 exons.